Messenger RNA from Empidonax traillii (willow flycatcher), 1138 nucleotides. Its product is annotated as protocadherin alpha-13-like. The record is from RefSeq and is a predicted model, not a curated record. Gene Ontology annotation, cellular component: plasma membrane. Gene Ontology annotation, biological process: homophilic cell-cell adhesion. Gene Ontology annotation, molecular function: calcium ion binding. NCBI's taxonomy places the organism in Eukaryota, Metazoa, Chordata, Aves, Passeriformes, Tyrannidae. The transcript has a single exon. The annotation marks the transcript as partial.
CUCGCGGCUGGACCGGGAGGAGCUGUGCGGGAAGAGCGCGCCGUGCUUGCUGCGGCUGGAGGUGCUGGUGGAGCGUCCGCUGCGCGUCUUCCACGUGGAGCUGGAGGUCACGGACAUCAACGACAAUGCCCCCAUCUUCCCCGCCGCCCGAAAAAACAUCAGCAUCGCAGAAUCCUCGCUAGUGGGUUCCCGUGUCCCUCUGGAGGGCGCGUCUGAUGCGGAUAUCGGAGCGAAUGCUCAGCUCUCCUACACACUCAGCCCGAGCGAACAUUUCAAAGUACAGGAAGAAAACAGUAACUUGCGUACUAAAUCCUUGUUUCUGGUACUUACAAAGCCGCUGGACCGGGAGACGAUGGCCGUUCACCGGUUGUUGCUGACGGCGAGUGACGGGGGCCGGCCGUCUCUGACAGGCACUGUGGAGCUGGUGAUCUCGGUGCUGGAUGCGAAUGACAACGCGCCCCAGUUUAACCAGUCAGUGUAUAACGUACAUCUACCCGAGGACGCCAUAGAAGGGAUUCUGGUGACGCGGGUGAAAGCCACAGAUGCGGACGAUGGAAGUAAUAGCGAUGUAAAAUAUGAAAUCGAUACUGUAGUUCCUCCCCCUGCCGAAGAUGUUUUCAGCGUCGAUGCAAAUAGUGGCGAGAUCAGACUGAUGGGAGCCCUGGACUUUGAAGCAGUUACUUUAUACGAACUAAAUGUUAAGGCGACAGAUCAGGGGACGCCCCCACUGUCGGGUCACUGCAAGCUGGUGGUGGAGGUGGUGGACGUGAACGACAACGCUCCGGAGGUGUUGGUGACGUCGCUGUCGGUGCCGGUGCCCGAGGACGCGUCGCUGGGGACGGUGGUGGCUGUGCUGAGCGUGUCGGACCGGGACUCGGGGGCGAACGGUCGUGUGCGGUGCUGGGUGUGGCCAUCGGGUCCGUUCGGUCUGGAGGCGACGUUCGCGGGGUCGUACUCGCUGGUGCUGCGGGAGGCGCUGGACCGGGAGCGGGUGUCGGAGUACGAGGUGGAGGUGCGUGCGGAGGACGGCGGGUCGCCGUCGCUGCGCGGCAGGCUCGGGGUGCGGGUGCCGGUGUCGGACGUGAACGACAACGCGCCGGCGUUCGCGCAGGCGGUGUACACGGUGCUGGCGCGGGAG